UAAGUGUAUUCUCCACAUGGAUCCUAGGUUCAUGAAUUCAAAUAUGUAUGGAAUUACUACUUAAAAAUGAGUGAUAUAGCAGCGUAAAUAAUUCGCAAAGUGCACUCCUUAAAUGUUUAAGAUAAACUGUGUUAAUGUUAUAAAGAUAUCGCAUUUAAAUGCAGUAUAUUCUUUACACACCAAUUCGAUAGAAAAUUUAUUCCAACAUGUCGACGAUAUGCAGGAAAUUGUGUUCUUCCAUUUUACUCGAACACUUUGGGCCAAUUGUUCAAACUGUAGGUGACGAUUUAAUGAAAUUUGGUACGAAACCAUUGAAUUUACUUCGACAUACAACUCAUCUUACUUUAGCUAAGAUAAAAGAGGCAUUAUGUGUUUUAAUUAGGUAUGAUAUAGUUGUACCUAGACAAACUGAAAGAGGAAUGGAAUAUUCAUUAAUUUAUGAAAGGAUCAUAAUCAUUCUUAGGUACUCAAGGUAUAUGUUUUUUACAAAAACAGUGUGUGGGGAUGAAGCAGAAAUGAUGUUAGAAGAAGUAUUAAAAAAUGGAUAUAUUACUGCUUCUGAAAUAGUGGUGAGAACAUACAGAAGGAUUGAACAAUCAUCUUCUGACUCACAAGUCUCGAUCCCACUAUUGAAAGAUAAAUUGGAAUUGCUAAUCAAAAAUCAGUUCCUGAUACGUAGUUUAUAUGCCGAAUUGCCUGAGGAAGCAGCUAUGGAGAAACCAGAUUUUAAUUUGCCAAAUCUUAAUUUACCCGCAAUCAGUAAACAACUUGAGGGUGGUAAUGAAGAUGCUGGGGACAGUAAAAUAUAUUGGAAAGUAAAUAUCGAUCGUUUUACCCAGGACUUUAGGGAUCAAAUUAUUAUAUCAGCUAUGCGCAACAGACUGGAUGAAAAUGCAGCAGAGUUAAUGAGGCAACUGCUUUUUCUUAUGUAUUUGCGUACAGCUUCAUGGGCAGACACGUCCAACCCAAUACCCCUCAUAGAGAUUAAAGAUGCAGUCAGAAAGAUUAAUUAUCCAGUCCUUACUCAGCAUCUUGACCAAUACUUACGUCUUAUUGAGAAAGACACUAGUCAGUUCCUAAAAAAGGUUGGCCAUGCCGGAGGAGGGCAGUACAGCGUUAAUAUGAAGGAAGCUUUUCAUCAGUUAGCAUGGGCCACAUUAGAAAAUGUUGUGAUGGAGAGAUUUGGUUCAAAAGCAGCCAGAAUUUUUAGGUUAGUCCGCGAUAGGAAAUACAUCGAGCAAGAACAAAUACAGCAAUUAGCUAUGAUUCCAGCAAAAGAAGCUAAGCACUUAACGUAUACAUUAUUACAAGAAAAUUACCUGCAGAUGCAGGAAAUAAAGAAAACCGGUGUAUCGGCCGCACCGAUGAAAACUUUUUUCUUAUUCCACAUUGAUCUGAAUCUAGUCGUUGGCAUGGUAGUCGAACAUUGUUACCACGCAUUGUACAAUACCAUGCAAAGAAGGGAGUACGAGAUAGCGAGUAACAAGCGAAUGAUAGAUAAACAAUUACGGAUGCAGACUCUAACAAGCAAUUUGAAAGAACAUGGUGCUACAGAAGAACAACUGGCAGAGAUUGCCGAACUUAUGACCCCGUCUGAGAAACAACAAUUAGAAAAGGUUCAAAGCACGAUAAAAAAACUGAGUGUGACCGAGUUGCAGAUAGACGACACGCUUUUUCUGUUGACGAUGUAUCUACGUUAUCACUAAAUAAAGACGUUGUCAGGAGUUUAUUUUUACAAAGAAUGGACGCAUGAUGUUUCAUUCAUUUAUAUAGUUAUUUAUUUAUGUAUAAUAAUGGUUACGCUUGUAAAAUACAAACAACAAAGAAUACCUAACUCUCAAAUUAUUAUAAUAAAUAUAAUCAUAUAUCUA
Megalopta genalis is the source of this 1871-nucleotide messenger RNA. It is a transcript of the gene Polr3C, whose product is annotated as RNA polymerase III subunit C. NCBI's taxonomy places the organism in Eukaryota, Metazoa, Arthropoda, Insecta, Hymenoptera, Halictidae. Gene Ontology annotation, biological process: DNA-templated transcription. Gene Ontology annotation, cellular component: RNA polymerase III complex. The record is from RefSeq and is a predicted model, not a curated record. Gene Ontology annotation, molecular function: single-stranded DNA binding.